This is a messenger RNA of Sporothrix schenckii 1099-18, 501 nucleotides long. RefSeq lists its product as uncharacterized. Bases 1 to 501 code for a protein of 166 amino acids. NCBI's taxonomy places the organism in Eukaryota, Fungi, Ascomycota, Sordariomycetes, Ophiostomatales, Ophiostomataceae. The transcript has 2 exons. The record is from RefSeq and is a predicted model, not a curated record.
AUGACCACUCAUUGCGUACACAAGCGCGAAAUAUCGUGGGAUUUGGGCGAUAGGACACAUGGGAAGCAGGCGAAUGAGAAACGAAAUUCGCACGGCGGCAGACAACGGCGACAACACUUCGAGGAGAAUUCCAACAAAGCAAGGAAACUUGACGUCGAAUACUCCAUAUACAACGGCGUCAAACCCGGCCAGACCGCGGCCAACAGCUGGUGGGAAAAGGGCGCGGCGACAGUGGCCUGGCGAAUUGGCGAAAUCCGGAUCCCAGGGCCGUUUUCCGGGCCAAAUAUCCCAUUCUCACGGCCCGCAUCCUCUAUCAAGUCGCUUUUCCUCGGGGCUAUUACAUUACGGCCCGGGCUCGAUGCUGUGGCGCUGGCUUGUUUGCUUCCAGGACAAACAAUGCAUGCGCAAUGGGAGUCAACUUCUAAGACGAGGGCGAAGAGGACUGACAAAGUUUGGCAGAUGACGGUAGCAGAUCGGAGACAAAGUUCCACUGGCAGUUAA